Molecule: messenger RNA, 1987 nt
Organism: Zingiber officinale
Lineage: Eukaryota; Viridiplantae; Streptophyta; Magnoliopsida; Zingiberales; Zingiberaceae
Product: serine/threonine-protein phosphatase 7 long form homolog
Exons: 5
Coding region: 176-1987 (603 amino acids)
Biological process (GO): meristem development; meristem maintenance
Source: RefSeq, a predicted model, not a curated record
AUCACCUCCAGUUUAUAAUUUAAAUCCAGGCCCAUUGAUACCAGACUUGCUAUUCUUACACAAAGAGCAUAGAUCUUCGGAUCUAUUUUAUAGGAAAAUCAAGGAUGACCCACUUAAAGUAAGAAGAUGUGAUAGUAGUUUUUGGAGACAUGUUGAUAAUAUACCACAGCGUGUAAUGCAUCACAUACAAGAAGCUGGGUUUGAGGGUGUCAUUCGGUGUGGAUAUAUCCAACUCGAUCAUGGUCUUAUUACUGCUCUAGUGGAGCGAUGGCGUCCAGAAACUCAUACUUUUCAUUUCCCUAUUGGUGAGGCGACAAUUACCCUACAGGAUGUUGAGGUUUUGUGGGGCCUCCAAGUUAUAGGAUCUCCUGUGUGUGCUGCUGAUAUGAACAAAUCAUUAGAGCAGUGGAUAGAUAUAUGUGAGACUAUGAUGGGUUUUACUCCUCCGGAUGGUGCCAUAUCAAAUAAUCGAAUACUACUAAGGUGUUUGUAUGAUAUCAUCUGCAAGCCUCUACCUGAGAAUGCAUCAGAUGAAUCAUGUAUUCAACGGGCGAGAGUCUAUAUUUUGUAUUUGUUGGGUGGUAAUUUGUUAUCUGAUUUAUCUGGUAGCACUGUGUACAUGCAUCACCUCAUCAAUUUGGUUGAUAUGUCUGUUAGUGCUUCUAUGAGUUGGGGGAGUGCUAUUUUGGCCUGUUUAUAUAGACGUUUGUGCAAAGCGUCAUAUUCAAAGGCGAAUGAGAUAUGUGGUCCGCUAGUAUUAUUGCAGUUGUGGGCUUGGGAACGGUUACCCACCAUUCAACCCAUCCGACGCACUGAUGAAGUCGAUUUCACUCGCCCUUAUGGAUCGAGGUGGAAUGUGGAGUUUGGAGUGACUAGAGUUCCGAUGCAUGUUUUGCCUGCCUAUCGAGAUGCAUUCGCCAGUCUACAACCUAAUCAGUUUAUCUGGCUACCGUAUGAAGAACAUGUUCUUGAAUUAUUGCCUUCGUAUUGUACAAGAGGUCGAGCAUGUUGGAGAUCUGUCACCUAUUUGAUAUGUUGGGAGAUUGUUGAAGCUCACUUACCAAACAGAGUCUUACGACAAUUUGGUAUGCAUCAACCGAUCCCUAUUCCUCGCCUGUUAGAUAAACAUGUUGCAUUGCAUAAAAUGACACGCAGUGGUAGAGCCAACACUAAUUGGAUAGAGACACAUCAACAAUAUAUUGAUCAUUGGCGUGAUUCACUUAACCAUGUUGAAAAUGGCGAGUUAGUGAAUGAUCCAAUGCAUGCCUCUGUAGAAUAUAUGUCUUGGUAUUGGCAGCGGACAGUUAUAUACAUUACAAAUCCGAGUCAACGAUUUUCUUCUAAUGGCUUUCAGGGUGAUGGAGAGACUACUGAGUAUUUGAUGGAUGGCAUGUGCCGAGUGUUCUACACAUCAUUAGACUUGAUGGCGAUCAGUGAUGCUAAGCAUGCUGGAUAUUUUGCACAAAUUCGAGACAUAGCUAGCCACUACAUGCACCAAGCCAGAGGACAACAACGUUUGGAUAUUAGGCAUUCGCAUGUACUUGAACAAGUUGAUCACCAAAGUUCACUUACACAACAGAUUCAUAAAGAACCAAGAAAUAUUCAGCGGGGAAGACAAGGUGGUAGGAGAUGCCGAACUCAACCUACUCAAUCUCAUUUUUCAAAUAUUGGUCUUGGAGGUUCUUCAAGUAAUUUGGAACAUGGUAGUCACUCUGAUACUACAUUACCAACCCAGACCCCCACAGUUUGUCCAUCGCCUAUUACUCCAAUUCACCUUUUUGAUCAAACACUUGAUUCUGGCAUAACCAAUGAUAAUGCACACAAUGGUGGAUCUAGUCAAUUGCAAGUAAAUGAUAAUGAGCUGGAUGAGCAAAAUGACAUUACCGUUGAACAUCAUGGUGAUCUCCCCAUAGCUCUACGCAAACAAAAAAGAACAGUAAAACAUAUUGGUUGCGGUACACAUGGGAGGCUAGGGAUGGGGCACUAA